Acanthochromis polyacanthus (spiny chromis) is the source of this 2479-nucleotide messenger RNA. RefSeq names its product phosphatase and actin regulator 3a (gene phactr3a). NCBI's taxonomy places the organism in Eukaryota, Metazoa, Chordata, Actinopteri, Pomacentridae. The record is from RefSeq and is a predicted model, not a curated record. Gene Ontology annotation, molecular function: actin binding; aminoacyl-tRNA ligase activity; ATP binding. Gene Ontology annotation, biological process: actin cytoskeleton organization; tRNA aminoacylation for protein translation.
CGCACACGGUCCAGACACACACACACAUACACACACACACGUGCACACGCGCGGAAUUUGCUCAGCCAUGGCUCCCUGGUAGAUGCUCAAAGCGGCUGUUGUCAGAGCGAAUUAAAUCCACAUAUCGCUCGCUCGCUUUUUUCCUUUUUCCUGACCUUGCCUGCCUCCGGUUGGGUUUUCAAUAUUUUAUUCAGGAUUCCUGCGCUGUCUCUCCCCCAUGGCUACAUCGGAUGGACUAGACGGCUGUCUGCAACGAGGCAGAUCUCAAAGUGACCCGAACAUACUCACCGAACCGGGCAUCGAUUUAGCGCACGGCACAGUAGAAGUGGUGGACCAGCAGAGGGUGCUGAGGACUGGCUGCCUGGUGUCCGGGGUGCACACUCCACCCAUCCGACGCAACAGCAAGCUGGCCACCCUGGGUCGCAUCUUCAAGCCCUGGAAGUGGAGGAAAAAGAAAAACGAGAAGCUCAAGCAGAGUUCCACAGAUGUAGCAUUAUCCAGUGGCCUUCUAUGCCACGACCCCAGCUCCCCCACCCAGGGCUGCUGCUCCGACGGUGGAGUCCUGCUGGGAGGCUUCGGGGGCCCUCUGAAUCCAAACCUCACCGUCAGCAGCGUGGAAUACCUCGGUCCCGAGGAGGAGCGCCCCCCUUCAGUAGCUGCCCCUCUCCAGGACUGUGACCGGGUGGAGGAGAAUGUACCACUACCCGACGAGGACGGAAAUGAGGAGGUGCACCCUGCUGGGGAUUUACCUGAGGGGCUGCAGGAUCUGGGAGAACAGAUGGAAGAGCGAUCGGAGGAGGAGAUUCUUCCUGGAACUUCCCCACCACAAGUACCUCCAAAACUUUUGCCCCAGCUGAGCGCAGGAGACGAUUCAGGCCCGGUGUCUCUCCCCACUCACCUGCCCAACUCCUACCUCCCCAAGGAGCUCCCACCACCCAGGGCCACAGAGAGCCUGGCUUCGAUGACCCUGCCGCUACGAGGGCCCCUGGCCAACCCCUCAGGGUCCCCGCAUAUAGGCAAUAUGAUGCACCAUCCGAUGCCCCCUAGCUGCAUCAUGGAGGAGCUGCAGAGAGCCUUCGCCUCCAAGAACAGACAAGAGAGCGUCCAUGAAGGGUGUGAGCAGGGAUCACCCCCUCGGCUCUGGUGUUCUGACGGACGCCUCUCUCGCUCCUGCAGCUCGGAGAACCAACACACGUCGUUCCGGGGCAGCUGUGUGGGAGGCGGAGGCUCCGACUGGCCCAAGAAGGAGGCCGAGGAGAACAAGGAGAACGUGCGGCUGGACCAGUGCUUCUCCAACACCUCGGGCCUCCCCACGGACCUGGACGGCUGGAACGAGUCCGUCAUCUCCGGCACACUUCCUCGCAGGCUAAGGAAGGAGCUGCUGGCCGUCAAACUACGGAACAGGCCCAGCAAGCAGGAACUGGAGGACAGGAAUAUCUUCCCAGCAAGGAGCGAUCAGGAGCGCCAGGAAAUCCGCCAGCAGAUUGAGAUGAAACUUGCCAAGAGGCUGAGCCAGAGACCGAAUGUGGAGGAGCUGGAGAGUCGGAACAUCCUGAAACAGAGAAAUGACCAGACAGAGCAGGAGGAGAGAAGGGAGAUCAAACAGCGCCUAAACAGAAAGCUCAACCAGCGGCCCACGGUAGACGAACUACGAGACAGAAAGAUUCUGAUCCGCUUCAGCGACUAUGUGGAGGUGGCCAAAGCUCAGGACUACGACAGGAGAGCAGACAAGCCCUGGACUCGUCUCUCAGCGGCAGACAAGGCUGCCAUCCGAAAAGAGCUGAACGAGUUCAAAAGCACGGAGAUGGAAGUGCACGCCUCGAGCAAACACCUAACGAGGUUCCACCGGCCAUGAACGCGGGGAGUUUCUUCUGUGAAGAAAUGCUGAGCUUAGAAAUUUUUCCUGAAGCUGCUUAGAAGCUUCUCAGCGGCGGCGGUUCAAAGAGCCUGGAGCCUUUUCGUCUUCAGCGUGUCUUUAACAUUCUACCAGCACCCUUGACUGUCAUGUUAUCAGUACGAAGGUGUGGGAGAGAAGGUGGUGGUGAGGUUUGCGGCAGCGUGUCCUGGAGACUACUGGAUGCCACGUGGGAGCCGGCUGGUAGAAGAGACUUUUGGUGGAGCCUCUGACUCUCAGGACAAGAGCAGAGGGGAAAAAUAAAAACAAUCUCGUCAUUCAGUCAUUGUUGUUUUUUUUUUUUUUGUACUAAUUCAUGGACUCUUUUGACAAGGCGGUGUGAAUCCGUGUAGUGGGAAGAAGUUGUGCAUGUGACCAUCUUCACCUUUUCUUAACUGAUGAAUUAUGUGUCACUUGGACUGUGUAAAGACUGUGCAGUCUGGGGGAGGUAGUACCGGGGGUGAAUUUGAUAUUAACUGUACAUACAGUAUGUCAAUCGGAAUGGGACCGUCAAUGUCUUCACUGAAAAGAGAAAUACCUUUGUAAGCACUACUUGUCUUCAAAAUACAAGGUCUUUUUUAAGAA